Messenger RNA from Bombyx mori (domestic silkworm), 4282 nucleotides. Its product is annotated as synaptotagmin-10. Gene Ontology annotation, biological process: regulation of dopamine secretion; cellular response to calcium ion; calcium-ion regulated exocytosis. Gene Ontology annotation, molecular function: calcium-dependent phospholipid binding; calcium ion binding; phosphatidylserine binding. The transcript has 11 exons. NCBI's taxonomy places the organism in Eukaryota, Metazoa, Arthropoda, Insecta, Lepidoptera, Bombycidae. Bases 252 to 1565 code for a protein of 437 amino acids. Gene Ontology annotation, cellular component: plasma membrane; exocytic vesicle. The record is from RefSeq and is a predicted model, not a curated record.
CAUUUCAGUUAAACUCGGAUGUCUGAGUGAUUAGGUAGUUUGCCAAUUAUAUAAAUAAAAUAAAAAGUUUUUGUUUUAACUUCAUAGAUUGAUUGGGUUUAUUGUUUAAAAUUUGCAACAAUAUAAAGUCGAUGGUAUUAUUUAAAAUGAAACGUAUAUAAUUUGGAUUGUGGCAACCGGAGAGUUUGGAAGGUCAUACAUCUGUGGUCGGGAGUUCCGUGGACUACGCAGCCGCGGUGCUACUGGCUGCGAUGGCGGCUGUGUUAUUAGCUGCUGUCGGUUACCAGUGCGCCGCUACUUGGAGAUGGAUCAUGGGCAGAUGUUUGUUUCCCAGGACUCGACGUGCCUCCCAGGAGAGCAACUGCGACUCCCUAUCCCGCCAGGCAGCCAUCCGCAUUAGCCACUCUCUACCCGAUCUGCAGACCGAGCCCCUGAAGCAGGAAUAUGUACAAGAGCACAAGGACCCAGCAAAGAAAGUCCUCCGUCAGACAACCCUGCCGAUAGUUCCAACUCGCCACCAGACCUUUCAACGUCAGCUAUCACACCGUCUGGAACUGCCCUCGAUUCAGUUUAGCAUCUGCAGUCUGGAACGUGCUGACUCGUCCAUUGGGCUUAUCAAGCCGGAGCUUUAUAAGAACGAGUUGGUUCGUCAGUCGUCGACUGAUAGUGCCGAAUUGGAAUUCUGCGGGAAGCUACACUUCGCUUUAAGAUACGACCAGGAGGUUGAGGCCCUGAUUGUAAAGAUCUUCGAAGCUCGUGACCUACCGAUUAAAGACAUGAGCGGUAGCAGUGAUCCAUACAUCAAGGUAUUCCUCCUUCCCGACCGCAAGAAGAAGUUUCAGACGAAGGUCCACCGCAAGAACUUGAAUCCGGUUUUCAAUGAGACCUUUCUCUUCAGUGUACCGUACGAGGAGCUGCGCCAACGUUAUCUGCAGUUUUCCGUGUACGAUUUCGACCGGUUCAGCCGUCAUGAUCUGAUCGGGCAUGUUGUGCUGAAGGGACUACUGGAAUCCGCUGACUUGGAUCAGGAGAUCGAAUACACAAUGAACAUAUUGGCUGCACCUCAGGAGAAGAAGGAUCUUGGUGAACUAAUGCUGUCCUUGUGCUACUUGCCCACUGCUGGUCGUCUAACUGUCACCGUCAUCAAAGGCAGGAAUCUGAAGGCGAUGGAUAUUAAUGGAUCUUCCGAUCCAUACGUGAAGAUCUGCCUGAUUUGCCAGAACAAGCGCAUUAAAAAGAAGAAGACCACAGUUAAGAAGAAUACCCUGUGCCCGGUGUACAAUGAAGCUCUCGUCUUUGAUCUACCGUCUGAGAACGUCUUCGAUGUGACUCUGCUCGUAAAAGUUAUCGACUAUGAUAGACUCAGCCCCAACGAAUUGAUCGGAUGCACGGCCAUCGGGUCGUCUUUGAUUGGAAUCGGCCGCGACCAUUGGCUGGAGAUGCUCGACAACCCCCGCAAGCCGGUCGCCCAGUGGUAUCCUCUAAACAAAAGUCUACCAACUAACGUCUCCCAACCAAACAAAAAUGAUCAAAAUGCCGGUCUGAGCUGUUUAAAUGGAAGAUGAAGAGAUCAAGCGAUGGUGGUUGAUAGGCAAGUCGUCAGUUGGCAGACAAAUACGCGGGCUUAAUUGGUUAAAAUGGCAAAAUCUCACGAUGCCAAAAUCUUUAUAUAGUAAACAUUGAUUACAUGAAAUGACUGUUUGUCCAUUUACCGUAGAUGAAAACAUUAGAAGCGACGUUAAGUUGUUCCAAAGUAGUCUAGGAAUGUGUUAAAGUAGAAAAAGAUAAUUAAUAUUUGUUUUAAUUGUAGCGUAAUAAUAUGUAUAACUGUUUUAUUGCCGUUUUAGGAUUGUAACUUCUUUUCGAAUAUCUUCAGUCCUGAUUGUUAGGAAUAUUGAAUUAUGUAUAAUUGUAUUCUCUGAAUAAUUUUCCCUUGAUAUUCGGAUGUCUUUUAUAAAUAUGGUACUAAUUCUGGUUGCGUACAUCGCUAGAUUGUUGUGACGCAUGUUAAUUAAAAGAAAAUCAUACAUUUCUACAACAAGCCCCCGAAUCAUACGAGAUGUUCUCGUGGAAAUUUCUAGGUCGCAUUUUCCUGAACAAAACUUACCUAGUAAUGCAUUCCAGUAGCUAAUGUGGUCCAAUUCGACUAAUUCGUAAUCAUGUGCUAUGAAUGUCUUCUUUAAUCCGAAUAAAGACGAAAGGUAUUUUUAAUGGGGGCAGUACCUCUUCUGAGCUUGUACAGGUAAGUACUCUGUCUAUUUCUGCCGCGAAGCAGUAAUGCGUUGUGGUUAGGAGGGUGUGCAGCUGCUGUACUGUAUAGUUAAGACUUAGACCUCAAGGUAAUGAUGUCUUUAGGUUCUGCUAAUCUCAAAAUCGGGAAAUCAAGUAGGUCAUGAGUGUGAUCUUUUUUCAAGUAUAUUAGUUUCAUUCAACUGUAUUAAAAACUAAAAAUGGUAUUAAUGUUUUCGACGUUAAUAUUCCAAAUAUAAUAUAGAUUUAUGUAUUCUUCCGUAGUAUGAAAAUUAUGAUUGUAGCUUCUGGGAUCCCUUUCACCUGAAAGUUAUUGUACAAAAGCACCUUUACCCCAGCUUUUAUACUAUUUCGUGUAUAUAAAAUUUUACAAUACUAACAUUGUAAGUCUGUAUUUUAAAAAAAUAAAGAAUCUCAUAUAAGAUUGUUACAUGAAUUUCAAUAUGAUUGAGACACUGUGUUGGUUUAUUAAUUUUUUAUUUUAAGUAAUGUUGAAAACAUUUGAUCAGAGGACAAUAAAGUAGAAAGAUUAGAAAAGAUAUUUUAAAUGAGAUGAAAAUUAUGACACAACUUAGAAGACCGUUUUUGUUACACAUAUCUUUGUAAAGUGUAAAUGGAGCUUUAAAUCGUGUUUAAAAUAUAGAAAAGACUUUGAGAUAAAUAAAUAUAAUACCGAAGGUUUCUGAACUUAAAUUGGGGAAAAUAAGAAAAUGAGUUAUUUGUUUGAGUUAAAUUUCAAUUCGAAAAAGAUAAAUCUAUUGUCAAUUCUAUAUUAAUACUGAUGCAUAAAAAAUAUCAUUAUUAAAACAUAUCGCAUCUAUACUAUAUGAAAUUACUAUAUUCAUAUGUCAAUGGCAGGUUGUCAAAAAGAAAACCCCAAAACUGUAACUACUGUUAGAUUUGUGGUUAGAUUCUUUCCUUAAUGAUAUUGGAUUGUUUUUUUAAAUUAGUGUUGUGUAAAAUUAUAUUAAUUUAAGUAUAUAAAUUGGGAAUUUAAACGUAACUUUACUUAAAAUGACAAUCGGUGAGAUUGCUGCCACUGUCAUUGCCAAAAGAACCUAAUUGUUUUCCUUAUUUUUUGAAGAUCCUUUUUUUAAAUUUAUUGUCCACUAAAAAGUUGGUUAUAAUGAGUGAAUUUUAUUAAGAUUAACAUUGUUUUCCCUAAAAAUACUAAUAUUAAUUACAUCGCACUAUAUGUUUUGAUAAAUAAAUUCUUUAUAAUUACUGGUAAAAAUGUUAUUACUCGAUAUUAAGAUAUAUUAUCGCUGUUGGUACUAUUUUCGAUGUGUAUCAAUAAUGUUUAUGUUUAGUAUAUUAAUAUUUUUAAAUGUAAGAUUGAUGUAAACUUUUCUACUGAAAACUGCAUUCAAUGAUUUUAAUUGUAUCAAAUAUGACGAAUUCCUAACGCCAUUAACAAAUAUUUUUUUUUAAAUAAAUUACAUUAAUUAAAGUCAAACUAUGAUCCAAACAUAUUUUUUUCAUAAUAUCAAUGAUUACACAUACCCUGCGCUUUUGCCUGCGUUAAAUUUUAAAUUAAUAAAUAAUAAAUUAACAAUACCUUGCAUUUUGUCGGGAUAAUCUUUUUGCUUAUAUUACUCUCUAGAAUCAAUGAAACACAGAUUCGUCAAUAACCGCUUUAUUUGUUAAGCCCAAAAUGUUGUGAGAAUUUUUAUCAUAAUGGUUUAUUGAGUCUACAGCGUCAUUGUUAUUUAAAAACUCAUAUAUUUUUUAUUAGUAGUCAACAUUCAGACUCUAUGUGCUUCCUGGUGGGAUUUCAUUAACUAAUAAUUUUAUUGUAAACUUGAAGUCAUUUAAAAAAUUGUUCUUGUGAAGGUAAUCUGUAAUUUCAUCAUCGGAAUCUCCGAGUGGUUUGGACGGAUAGCUAUUUUUGUAUGAGAUUAAAAUGAAAUAUUUUGUCGUACUAAUUAUCUAUUUAAGUCUUUAUACUGUAACUGUUUAGAUUUAACUAAAUGUAUGUAUGUAGUACUUGUACUGGUUUAUGAAUAAAAUGUUGAAAUUUUGAAAAAAAUAA